Molecule: messenger RNA, 1665 nt
Organism: Mesorhabditis spiculigera
Lineage: Eukaryota; Metazoa; Nematoda; Chromadorea; Rhabditida; Rhabditidae
Source: the annotation of a GenBank genome assembly
AUGAGGCGGCAUCGUGUUUUUGUGAUAUUUCAUCUACUUCUAUCAAUAUUCGUAGUUAGGAGUGUGCAGCAGUCAAAUAUUACUUAUGAAGAUUUGCCUGCGGAAUAUCGAUUACUAAUGUCCGAAGAUGUCUUCAACUCAGUCGUCCUCACCUCCAGCGAGCUUCCAAUCAUCCAGCAUAUCUUUGAGGAAUACGAUAGGCCUGUCCCUCACGAAAAUAUUACAGUAAUGCUAAAGGAGAGCGCUCCGAUAUUUCAUGAUAAGAUACAAGGAUUCCUGGAGAAGAUAGAUUUUCAGUUUGAGCUGUUGAGACUACAGUAUCCAAAUGAAAGUCAACAAUUCACUUGGAUUGAUCGGAGGAUGACAAAUUUUCUAGUGAACGAAGCGAUUGAUUUCUUUGCUUUUACACCCUUGAUCGAUGUACAUAUGAAUGAACAAAUUAGCAAGCUUCUGCCAAACGUGGAACAAGCUAUAGGAAAUUUAAGUACAGAAUUUGAAGCAAUUCUGGAGACACUUUCGGAUUCCAUGCUGAAACUACAACUAGAGGUCGUAAGCGAAGUUGAGAAAGAGUCGGAAAUAGAUGGAGAUUACGCGGCCGUAAAUAAGAGACUAACGGAAGAUGUUUACGAUAUGGUCCCUGAAUCCCUUGAAAAUAUUAAUCGAGUACUACCCUACGCUAUGAUAAACGCCAUGCAUGAACUGCAUCUAAGUCAAAUGGAGAAGAUCUGGCAAAUAUAUGGGAAUAUAUCGAAUGGUUAUGAUUAUUACAAGGGAUUAAAUUUGCCGGAUUUCCAAUCGUUUGAUGCUGAUUUUCUUGGAUGGACCGUCAGGCAGUACCUUGGGAAGUCAUUGGAUGCUUUGAUUGCACAUAAAAAAUUUUCGAUUGUUAAGGAUCUAGACGAUCUGGACCCCAUCGCCUUGGACUCCGUUCUGAACUCGACAAACUUCUCAGAUAGGCUCGACGCUAUACAUGAAGAACUAGAUUAUAUCUUAAACAAUAGAUUGAAAUUCCUGCUACUAUGUGCAAUUGGAUCGAUACCUCCACAAGAACAUCACUACGUGCGACGUCUGGUAGCCCACUACUUACCUGGAGAAAAGCUCCUCACUAAAGUGGCCGAACUCCAUGCAAAUGCCCCAUAUUUAUCUGGUAAGGUAAUAUUUGUUGCGGAGCGCGUUCAGGCUAUGGUUAGAUGGUAUUGCCGGAAGCAACCGCUAACCUGCACCAAUCUGAACAAGACUGCAGAGUUCGUGACCAGCUAUUACAUACGGGGUAUGCUUCGAAUUUUUGAUUUGCUACCUGAUGCCGAGAUUGACGGGCUUAAAAAAGUUCAAAUAUCGAUGAAACUCGAGAAGUAUCGCUAUAUAAUGGAAAGUCUUGAGAAAGAGUUACCAUCGCUUUAUACGGCUAUUGUUCGUGUCCAUGAAAAUAUUGAAAAGAAGCUGGGUGCGAUGAAUUUUCUGGGGACACAGGAAUUCGUUAGAAAGAUUGAAAUGGACACGAUGAGGGUGUUGAUCUUAAUUUCAUUGGGUAAAGAUGAUGAUCUUGAAGAUUUUCGGGAAUAUGCUAGGUCGUGGCGUCGUGGAUUCACCUCCAUGGGUCGAAAAGCGCGAGCCGAGAUUGCCGCCGCUUUACCUGAUUUUGCCAAAGCCCUCACAAUUGCUGCA